AUGGUGAAGUUUCUGCCCUUCUUCCGACGUCAGGCUGCCCUGCAGAAGGAUGAAAGCGGCCAGUCCAUGGGCGCAAGAAUUUUGACAGAGCAGGAUGUACAGAUCAGCUGGAUGUCUGACGACCUUGAUGAGAGAAUAGCCUUUCUCCAAGCUCUGGCAGAUCAAAGCCUCCCGAUGCCGCAGAACGAGUCGCAAUUCCAUGCAGCCCGAGUGUUCAGCGAUGCGACAGGGCGCUCGGAAUAUCGUGUGGACCAGUGGAUGGACUACCUACAGCUUCACGGCUACUCCAUCCCGGAGGUGACAAGAUGA
This is a messenger RNA of Symbiodinium sp. CCMP2592, 309 nucleotides long. The record is from the annotation of a GenBank genome assembly. Lineage: Eukaryota; Dinophyceae; Suessiales; Symbiodiniaceae.